Messenger RNA from Sphaerodactylus townsendi, 935 nucleotides. Its product is annotated as protein mab-21-like 3. Lineage: Eukaryota; Metazoa; Chordata; Lepidosauria; Squamata; Sphaerodactylidae. The record is from RefSeq and is a predicted model, not a curated record.
UUCGAGAUCUUGUGGAGAAAUCAAUCCCGCGGUUGCACUCUCAUGGACAAAGUCAGUAUUGUGGAAGGUUUUGGCUCUGCAGUCCGUGUCACUGUCGAGACCUCUGAUUUCCAGGUGGAGGUCGAGCUGGUUCCGACUAUCGAGAUCCCAACAUGUUGGCCUCGGAAAAGCAAAUGGCCCCGAUGCGUCAGAUCUUGGCCUUGCCGAGAGAAAGUGCAGUGUGUUAAGUCUUUUGGCUUUGACCUCUGGGCCUCUUCCAACUACCACUGGCAGCAGAGCUUCUCCCGAGCUGAGCAAAGCGAUGAUGCAGGGCUCGGCGAGGGGCGGCGGUGAGGGUGCCGCGGGAGGUGCUUUCCAGGUGUCAUGCGGCAGAUGAAAGAAAGGAUGUUUAGUGCGCGUGCAGCAGGGAGCAAGCCAGUCCCAGUCCUCACGUCCUUUCACCUGCAGAUGGUUCUUUUCUGGACUUGUGAGAAGUACCCCCACGCCAGGGACUGGUGCUGUUUCCGCAAAGCCUUCCUGCGACUGGUCCGGAAGCUACACAAAUGUGUGAGCCAGCAUUUCCUGAAACACUUCUUCCUCAAAGACACCAACCUGCUGAAGUACGCCAAUCCCAACGACUUGGACACAGUGGCGGCGAAGUUGGCCUCGUUUCUGGAAAACCCUAUCCUUCCCCAAAACUGAGAGGGGAGGGGGGCUGACGGAAACCAGCUUGUACGUCUUCGUCGAGUUGAGAUGAGAGGGCAGGCGGGAUACGAAGUUAGGCCUCGAGACGCCUCGCCUCCUGGGAUUCGUUGGCUUCGAUUCCCCUCUUGUCUCCAGGAAAUACAUUUUUGGACAAUUCACCGUGAGCGGGACGCUGCCCUUCCGCUGCUCACGAGGUCUACUGCAGAAUUGCCCAACAUUGUUCAGCCCGUAGGUCAGUGGCGGCGAACCUA